AUGGACACAACAAUGGGAGAAGCGGAAGCAGGUGAAAUUCUACCGGAACGAGAUGUAGACAUGUCGGCUGCAUAUGAAUUGCUUCAAAAAAGCAAAUCUUCUAUUGAAGAAAUUGUUGCCCAAAUGCUUUCUGUCAAAAAAGACUCCCAGGACAAAUCCCAACUACGUGAAAAUGUCACUCAGAUUUUCCUUAAUUUUGUGGCCCUUCGGCAGGCAAAUAGAUCAAUCUUGAUUGAAGAAGAUCGUGUUAAAUCAGAAACUGAACGUGCUAAAUUCCCUGUUGACUCCACCACUCUGCAACUCCAUAACUUGAUGUAUGAAAAGAAUCACUAUGUAAAAGCAAUAAAGGCUUGCAAAGAUUUCAAGUCUAAGUAUCCUGACAUUGAACUAGUGCCAGAAGAAGAGUUCUUUAGAGAUGCACCAGAAGACAUAAAAUCCUCAGUGAUAUCAAAGGAUAGUGCACACAACUUGAUGCUCAAACGGCUUAACUAUGAGUUGUUUCAGAGAAAAGAACUGUGCAAACUUCGUGAAAGAUUGGAACAACAAAAGAAAGCCCUUCAGGAUACCAUUGCUAACAGGAAGAAAUUCUUAUCCAGUAUUCCUUCUCAUCUGAAAUCCCUGAAAAAAGCAUCCUUGCCUGUUCAACAGCAACUGGGAAUUCUGCAUACGAAAAUGCUGAAGCAGCAGCAAUCUGCUGAACUGCUUCCACCUCCUCUCUAUGUGACUUACUCCCAGUUAGUUGCACAAAAGGAAGCCUUUGGAGAAAAUAUAGAUCUUGAAAUAGUUGGAAGUUUAAAGGAAGCUCAAGCUUUUGCGCGCCAGCAAGCAAUAAAAGACUCUGGAACGUCUGCAAAUUUGGAGAGCUCUAGAUUGGAUGAUGAUGUACCUGAUGAGGAAGAUGAUGGACAAAGAAGGAGAAAGAGACCAAAGAAGGUGCCCGGCAAGGAUAAUCUUGAACAGGCGGGAAUUUACCAGAGUCAUCCACUUAAACUUAUUCUUCACAUACACGAUGAUGACGAUGAUGAUGGUGCUAUUGAUCUCAACUCUACGAAACUUAUCUCUUUAAAGUUUGAGUACUUAACAAAGUUGAAUGUGGUAUGCGUUGCAAUAGAAAGCUCUCAAGAAGUUAAAGGGAAUAACAUUUUAUGCAACUUAUUUCCGGAUGAUACUGGCCUUGAGCUUCCUCAUCAGGCAGCCAAACUUUGUUUGGGGGAUACAUUGAAGCUCGAUGAGAAUAGAACUUCACGUCCAUAUAAGUGGGCCCAGCACUUAGCAGGAAUCGAUUUCUUGCCAGAGGUGUCACCGCUGCUUACCAGUCCCCAAACAUUAAACGAGGAAUCAACUAAACACACUGCUGUUCUGUCUGGUCUGUCACUAUAUCGCCAGCAAAACCGUGUCCAGACAGUAGUCCAAAGGAUUCGUGCGCGGAAAAAGGCUCAUCUGGCUCUUGCGGAACAGCUUGACUCACUAUCGAAGCUUAGUUGGCCAGCUCUAAAAUAUAAAAGCUUUCCUUGGACUUCACAUUCCCCUAGAUGCAGUUUGCAUAGCUGGUCACCAGUUGGUUCUGAGCUCAGCCAGAUCUUGCGGUCACCUCCCUCUAAUGCUGAAGGUCGUCAGACUCCUGAUGCCGAAAGAGUAGAAAAUUCUGGUGUUUCGAAAGUACCUUCCGAAAAUUUACAGGAAGAUGGGGAAUUGCCAUCCUUGGUAACAACUGGUGUCGUGAAUGAUUUUAAGCUUGCUGCUGCUAGAGAAGCUGAUAUUGAUGUUUCUAGAAGAAUACCAUUGAUCUCAAAAACUAUCCUAUCCCCAGCCAACAAAGGGAAACUACGUAGUUUUAAGAAACAUGAUGACGAUGUAGAUCUCAUCCUGGAUUCUGAUUAUGAGCUGGAAGAGCCUGCUGCAUUGGAGCCAGACACUGGCAUGGCACUUGUCGGGCAAGUAAAUGCAUGGGUAGAUUGCUGUGUUCAGGAGUAUAGUCUUGUUUUCACUAGGAAGGUGAAUGAUGGUGGAAAGAACAUGAAGCUGGAAUCGAAGAUUAAGAUUAGCAUGGAGUACCCACUUAGGCCCCCACUUUUUGCUCUGAAUCUUCAUUCGGAAUCUAAUGAGGAAAACUCUUGCAUGCUUGAUUAUUCAGAGUGGUACAACGAACUCCGCGCUAUGGAGGCAGAGGUGAAUGUUCAUGUAGUUAAGUCAAUACCAUCGGAUCAAGAAAACUUUGUUUUAGCGCAUCAGGUCUGUUGCCUGGGAAUGUUGUUCGACUUUCUCAUGGAAGAUGGAGGCCCUUUGGUUACAAAGAUAGAGAACACUUCUGUAGUUGAUGUUGGCUUGGGCAAGCCUGUGACUGGUGGAAUGGUUGGCCGAUUGUUCCGGGGAAGGGAUAGGAGGAGACUGAUCUCUUGGAAGGAUAAUACUUGGAGUACUGAUCACAGAGGAACUCCCGAGUAUCCUGGUCGGACCGUCACUCUGGAGCCUGCUCAAGGCCAGGUUUGCUGGGGAGUAGCAUACAAGAUAAACCGUAAAGAAGAUCAAGAAGAGGCAUUGACGUAUCUGGAAGUGAGAGAAAAGCAAUAUGACAGGAAGGAGUAUCUUGAUUUUUACACCGACCCCACUUCUACUGUCCCUGCCGUGUCUGGAGUGAUGGUAUAUAUUGCUUCUGCGGACAAGAAGCUCAACAAGAACUACCUAGGGCCUGCAUCUCUAGAAGAAAUUGCCAGCCAAAUAGUUCGUGCAGAAGGGCCAUCUGGACCUAACCGAGACUACCUUUUCCAACUUGAAAAGGCACUAAAUUUAUUAGGAUGUGAAGAAGAUAGGCAUGUCCGUGAUCUUGCGGAUCAAGUGAGAAGCAUUCUUUCUGCGGCUGAGAACUGA
This is a messenger RNA of Oldenlandia corymbosa var. corymbosa, 2868 nucleotides long. The record is from the annotation of a GenBank genome assembly. Lineage: Eukaryota; Viridiplantae; Streptophyta; Magnoliopsida; Gentianales; Rubiaceae.